Messenger RNA from Paralichthys olivaceus (Japanese flounder), 6175 nucleotides. It is a transcript of the gene pde8b, whose product is annotated as phosphodiesterase 8B. NCBI's taxonomy places the organism in Eukaryota, Metazoa, Chordata, Actinopteri, Pleuronectiformes, Paralichthyidae. Gene Ontology annotation, biological process: signal transduction. Gene Ontology annotation, molecular function: 3',5'-cyclic-AMP phosphodiesterase activity. The record is from RefSeq and is a predicted model, not a curated record.
AUGAUACACAGCCGGAUAUGAAGCAAAGGAUGAUGAUGAGCAGCAGCCAGGUGCUUCAGUCCAUUUAUUCAUUUCAUUCAUUAGUCCGGGUCAUUCCAUAGAUGCGGGCGAUACAGAAGGGUCCAGACUAUAUCCUGAAACACGCUCCAGUCUUAAACAUGAUGCCGAAUGCCACGAUCGCACACUAGCGGAGGCUGAGGAGGACGCAUGAAUUAAAGCAUCACCCGCGCCGCACGUUUCCCUCCCUUGAUGUGCUCUAACGGAGGUGAGCGGAGGACAGAGCGAUUCCAGCCCGCAGCCGAUGCCCGGAGCAAACAGCGGCCGCGGUCGACAGGAAGGUGGUACCCCGGCGUCGGUGUUCAUUACCACGGAUCCGACUCCGGAGGCGCGUCGCUCGCUGAGGCAUGGGCUGCGCUCCCAGUAUCCACGUCUCUCAGAGCGGGGUGAUCUACUGCCGAGACUCGGACGAAUCCAACUCGCCGCACCAGACCACCACCAUCUCUCAGGGCACCGCGGCCACGCUGCACGGGCUCUUCAUCAAGACCGAUGCGGCCGAGACCAUCCCCUCCGUCAUCACCUACCAGAGCCGCCACUCGCGCAACAACUCGUGCCGGGAGCGCAAGGAGAACAGCGGCGGACACAUCCGCAUCGAGGCCGAGACGCAGACCAGCCACGCCAGCGUCAAGGUUUCAGCUACAGAGGAAUGUGUGGGACCGAUGAGACUGACCCAAGAGCCAAUUCAGGUCCUGCUGGUGUUCGCCAAGGAGGACAGCCAAAGCGAUGCCUUCUGGUGGGCCUGCGACCGCGCCGGGUUCAGAUGUAACAUCGCACGGACGCCGGAGUCUGCCGUCGAGUGUUUCCUGGACAAGCACCAUGAGAUUAUAGUCAUCGAUGGACGCCACUCACGCUACUUUGAGCCUGAAGCUGUCUGCCGGUUGAUUCGUGCCACAAAACCCUCAGAAAACACAGUUAUUCUUGCCGUUGUGCCACAAAAACCGCCUGACCAGGACGAGCCAUCUGUUCUUCCUCUCCUCUGCGCUGGAUUUAGCAGAAGGUUUGUGGAGAACAGCAGUGUGUCAGCCUGCUACAAUGAGCUCAUACAGAUGGAGCAUGGAGAGGUGCGCUGCCAGUUCAAACUCAGGGCUUGUAACUCCAUCUUCACUGCUUUGGAACAUUGUCAAGAGGCUGUGGAGAUCACCAAUGAGGACCAUAUCAUACAGUAUGUGAACCCAGCAUUUGAGCGGAUGAUGGGCUACCACAAGGGGGAGCUGAUCGGGAAAGAACUGACUGAACUCCCCAAGAGCGACAAGAACAGAGCCGACCUGCUGGAAACCAUCAACACCUGCAUCAAAAAAGGAAAGGAAUGGCAGGGUAUCUACUAUGCCAGAAAGAAAUUAGGCGACAGUAUACAACAGCAUGUGAAGAUAACACCCGUCAUUGGCCAAGGAGGUAAAAUCCGACAUUUUGUAGCCAUCAAAAGACCUCACGUAGACAACAACAAUCAGAUCCACAAGUUCAACAAGGAGGAGCGCUGCAGUGGGGAACAUUCUCAGUCAGAGUGCCAUUCUCUACGUCACCGGGACCGAAGGAAAGACUCCAUUGAUGCCAGGUCGCUCAGCUCUCGCGGCAGUGACGCUCCCAGUUUACAGAAUCGAAGAUACUCCUCCGUCGCCAGGAUUCACUCUAUGACCAUUGAGGCUCCCAUCACCAAGGUAAUAAACAUCAUCAAUGCAGCGCAGGAGAGCAGUCCAGUGACAGUAGCCGAGGCUCUGGAUCGCGUGUUGGAGAUCCUGAGGACCACCGAGCUCUACUCCCCUCAGCUCGCCUCCAAAGAGGAUGACCCCCACACCAAUGACCUAGUUGGGGGGCUCAUGAGUGACGGGUUGCGAAGACUCUCCGGAAAUGAAUAUGUUUUCAGCAAAAAUAUGAGCCAGAGCCAGCUGGCCAUACCAGUCACUCUGAAUGACGUGCCUCCCUCCAUCGCUGAGAUGCUGAAUGAUGAGGAGUGCUGGGAGUUCAACAUCCUGGCGCUGGAGGCAGCUACGCACAAAAGGCCGCUUACUUACCUCGGUCUGAAGAUCUUCACGAGCUUCGGAGUGUGCGAGUUCCUGAACUGCUCCGAGGCCAUGCUUCGCUCCUGGCUGCAGCUCAUUGAGGCCAGCUACCACUCCUCCAACUCUUACCACAACUCCACGCACGCCGCAGACGUGCUGCACGCUACUGCCUACUUCCUACGCAAGGAGAGAGUCAAGAGCAGUCUGGACCAGCUGGAUGAGGUGGCCGCGUUGAUAGCAGCCACAGUGCACGAUGUGGACCACCCGGGCAGGACCAACUCCUUCCUGUGUAACGCCGGCAGUGAACUGGCCAUCCUCUACAACGACACCGCCGUGCUCGAGAGCCACCACGCAGCCCUCGCCUUCCAGCUCACCGUCCGGGACAGCAAGAGCAACAUCUUUAAGAACAUCGACAGGAAUCAGUUCCGAACACUGCGGCAGGCCAUCAUCGACAUGGUGCUGGCCACAGAGAUGACGCGGCACUUUGAGCAUGUCAGCAAGUUCGUCAACAGCAUCAACAAGCCAAUGGCUGCAAUAGAAGAGACCAGCACAAGUAGCAUAAACAGUGACUGUGAGGGUCAGGCGAACAUCAGGAACUCUCCAGAGAACCGUCUGCUGAUAAAGAGGAUGUUGAUCAAAUGUGCAGAUGUGGCCAACCCCUGCAGACCGCUCCAGCUCUGCAUUGAAUGGGCAGGACGGAUCUCUGAGGAGUACUUUGCACAGACAGAUGAGGAGAAGAGACAAGGGCUGCCAGUGGUGAUGCCAGUGUUUGACAGGAACACCUGCAGCGUGCCCAAAUCUCAGAUCUCCUUUAUAGACUACUUCAUCACCGAUAUGUUCGACGCCUGGGAUGCCUUUGCCAGCCUGCCUGGUCUCAUGGAGCACCUGUCAGAAAACUACAAGUACUGGAAGGGCUUGGAUGAGAUGAAGUGCAAGAGCCUGCGCCCUCCCCCUCCUUCUUGACCAAUCCCUCAUCGCCUUCUCGCACCCAUCACUCUGAGCUUGGUGGGACAGCGGACACGGCCCUGUGGUGGAACAGUUCGUCUCAUCUUGGCCCUGGUGAAGCCGAGACGCCGUUUCCAUCUCAAAUCACAGCCUCUUUUCUUGUGUGGUUGGAGUCCAAGGUGGCGUUCUGCCAGUGGAGAACAGGUUGUCAUUUGAGGCCCGUGUUGUAGUACUCCUAAUAGCAACUCUAUGAAACUGUGUGGACCUCACAGCUCACCUGACAAUCUGUACCAUACAGUGUAACACACCAGAAACCUGCACUUUAGCUGAUCAGGACUUUUUCAUUUUGCUUAAUGGGCUUUUCACCAUUUUCUUUCCCUCAGUUUGAAAGUUUCUUAAACCAAAUCCUUCCGUUCUGCAUCUGUUUAUUGCUGUUAACGAAUCAAAGUUAAUAAGAUGGCGACCAAAGCACCAAAGCUGCAGGUACUGACUGAAAAUAAGGACCUAAAGAGAUUUCUUCUUUUCUGCUGGUGAAUGUGCGUGUACUCAAAAAGUUCAUUUUCAAAUUGCCAACCUGUGAAGGUGCUCAGCUGGAUUGAUCAACUUUAACAAAGCUGUGGCGUGGCCUGCAGUAUGAGACACAGUUUGACUCGUGUCAGGGGCCAAUUUCUUACCAGUCAGACGUCCCCUGGGUCCUACAACUUGUGGGAAGUGAAAGACCCAGAGACAGUUAGUCCGAUGUUCCAGUCGGGAGGAGCGAAUCACCCAGCACACAGGCUUCCUAAAUGUCCAGCCCCAUAAUCAGAGGUGGCAUCAAACACGAUCCGUUUCUGUUAUCAUGUCUGGAUUUAAAGUUCGUGUAGUCACAUGGCGGUGAGCUUUCUCACCCAAAUAUCUGCUGUUAAAGUCAUUUUCCUUUACAUCAUGGUCCUGCGGGCAAUGUGAACGCUGCCAGUGAUGAUCUGCGUCAAAUAAAGUGAGACGUGUGUGUAUCAGAACAAAUGGAGGAAUUGAAUUGCACUGUAUCCGAGCUGUUUAAGUCUGAGGCAUCAGAUGUUACAUACCUAGCUCUGCGACACUCACUGUAGACGCCUGUACCCAAAAACAGUUGAAUCAAAUCUGAAUUGUGACAAUAUGUGACUGUUGUGUGGUGCACAAAUCUGUAGUGUUUUUACACACUUGUAUUUAUGAGGCAGAAAUGGACCUUGCAUCAGCUGGGCAGAUGUGUGGAGGAGCAGCAGAUCCAUGUUCAGGCCAGGGUCCAUUCAGCUCUGCCCCUCACAUGCUUUCUGUUCAACUGAUUUUUUGUUGUGUUUUGAAAUCUUUCACCUUGGCUCUUUUUCUUUGGGAGGGGAAUUAUUGUUGCAUAUGAUUUUUCCUACAAAGGCCCUCAGAUCUCAUGAGGUUUCUAUGAUGUGUCUGCCCUCUGGUGGCCAAACGGGGGAGUUGCAUAAAUAUAUAUACAUGUAUGUCAGUGCAUCGUUUGAGGGAGCAUGAGAAGUCGGAUCAGAUCCACAGGAGGUAUGUUUUUACCCCACAGAUAAAUGGAAUGAGCAUUUAUACACCAAUUAUCAGCUUUAAUAUUUAAGAGCUGAAGCAGGUACACAUGUUUUAAUACUUUUGAUUAAUUCCUGUAUUUUUCAGAGCAUUCUUGCUUCACAUGAAGGUGAGAAAAGCACUUCCACCACAUGGGGAACCAUUUUGAACCAAUUUAGAAAUUGAUAAAAUAGGAUUUGCAGAUAUCAAUAAAAUACCACUGCUGCUGUUUCAGUGGAGCGACCUCCAUUACCAGUUGUUGUUCCAAGGUUGCAUUUGAAUGAAGUAGGACAUGCAGCUUCGUGUGUGUUUACAUCAUGAGUGUCAAACCGGGAAGACACACAUUACAGUAUAUUAACCAAAGGCACAGAGAGCUCUUGACAGGUGCCUUAUUCUUUGGUCAUCUUUUCAGAAACAAGCUGGUUUUUGGUUGAAAUAGUUCCUGUUCUUAAAAACAACACAAGAAAAAGCCAUACAAGUUUUAGAUAUUUAAAAACAAAAGACUUUGGGUGCGUUGUGCUGAAGCUUUGAGUUGACUUGGCGAGUCAGUGUUCACAGUUCCGUCCCGAUGUUCCUGACGUUCUUUCAUUUCUUUUGCACAGCUGAGGCUUUUACACGUGUACGACACAAACCGAAUCAGGUGCAGUUGGCUCAGAUGUGAAUUUCACAGUUGUUUCGUCAGCUUUCACUUCAGCUCAUUUUUUGGGGAAGAGACAGAACCGGUCACGUCCAUGUUCAAUGUGUUCACCAUGAUGUAGUAUUUGAUUGUUGAUCGAGGUCUUAAUCAACGCCUUAAUCUUGUUUCAGUGUUUAGGUCUGCUCAUGUUGCAAUACACUGUAAAGCACCUGAUGGAACUGCUGUUCUUGUAAAUACUCAAGCCAUUAUAUCACUUUUUGCUUUGCAUUCUAAGAGAUUUGCGUAUGUAACUCGUGUUGAGGCUGUUAUAUGUUGCAGGGUUGACUUCCUCACAUCUCUAAAACAAGAUUUUUUUAUUAUUAUUAUUUCGAGUGACUUUAAAUGUGGCUCCAGCUCUGAAUGUUUGUAUGUUUCAUGACUGCUCUCACUGACCACAAGAAGAUAUUUUUGCUAGAUUUCUAUUCACAAAGACAAUUUUAAACUAUUUCAGACUCGGACAAACUUGCCUUUUGCUGUGUAGAGCAGUGACUGGAAUGUAACCAUGUGAAUGAGAUCUGAUUACAGCCAGUCGCUUGAAGCCUGGCUCUGAGUGUCCUGAGGCCGAACAGAUUGUAGAACUGCUUGUUAUGUAAUAAGCCUUCAUCACUUCCAGUGAUUUCUAUAUAUAUAUAUAUAUAUAUACGCUCGUUCAUCUUCGACACUGAUGGCCGUGGCUGCGACAACGGGCCGAUCCUGUGUUGUUUUAUAUCAUUCAUAAACAGAACAAUAAUUAGAUGGUGAUAAUGUUAUAUACAAAUUAUUUUUCAAAGAAGAAAAUGCAUCAUCAUCCUCACUGGCGAUGAGAACUGUACUGUGUGUUUGAAAGAUUUUACUGCCUCAUGCAUAGUAGUGACACAAGCUUUCCGUCAGUCACUUUCAAAUCUACCAUGUCUGUUUGAAAAAUGUAAUGUAUUUUGCUCUCUCUGGAUUAUGAGGUUUUAUUUUGAUGUUCCCUGUCAAACAC